AUGGAUGAGAAUCUCAUCAAGGAAACAUGCAGAAAGACACCAAACUAUGAUAUCUGUCUCUUUCUGCUUAAAUAUAAUGGUGGCAGCGGGAUCUAUUCUGCAAAUCGCACACGCUUGGCGGAUGUAAUGAUCGAUGUAGUCGGCCUUAGAGCAACCGAUGCUCUUUCCAAAGCUAUUGAGCUUCUCCGCAAAACACCGCAAGAUCUAUCUUUAACGAUCUGUAGAAAACAAUACACAUAUAUUAAGUUAAUUGGCGUUCCGACUGUCAAGAGGGAUGCUUAUAUGAACCAUCAGGCAGCAAAGAAAUUGAUGCAUGAAAUUUACGACAGGGUCGGAGAAGGUUGUGAGUAUUUAUUCAGAGCUGGGAAGUCUCCUCUUACUGAAUUCAAUCUAGGUGUCCAAAAGGUUGCUGCUAUUGCUGAAGCAAUAAUAGGGCAAUUGGGUUAA
Fragaria vesca subsp. vesca is the source of this 447-nucleotide messenger RNA. RefSeq lists its product as uncharacterized. The transcript has a single exon. The record is from RefSeq and is a predicted model, not a curated record. Bases 1 to 447 code for a protein of 148 amino acids. Lineage: Eukaryota; Viridiplantae; Streptophyta; Magnoliopsida; Rosales; Rosaceae.